UGUAACAGUCAUUUUGAAUUACUCGGCAGGAGAGGACGUGUUUUUGCUUCGAACGCUCGGCCCAGGAGUUUCAUCAUCAAUUUUUCGAAGUUCUUGCUGUAUUUAAUUCGUGUAUUUGUGAAUUACGACUAAUUACAAUUGGCUACGUCAAUCUCGGUGCGGAAACCAAGGUCAAUCGAAAGAAGGAGAUAGCGCAAUAGCAGGUGCCGAUUGUUACGAACGUGAAUUGCGGCAAGUGUAUCAGAAGCGCGAAUCAGCUGAUCAACUAUGCAUUCCACGAAGACGCCUCGUAUUCUUUCGAUCCAGAGUCAUGUAGUGUCAGGCUACGUCGGCAAUAAGAGCGCUACUUUUCCGUUACAGUUAUUAGGCUUUGAGGUCGAUGCGAUAAACUCUGUACAGUUGUCCAAUCAUACUGGUUACAAAGCAUUUAAGGGCCAAGUACUCAAUGAUAAAGAUUUAGAGGACCUAGUUGAUGGUUUAGAGCAAAAUGACCUAGACACUUAUACACAUUUAUUAACUGGAUAUAUCGGUUCUGCCUCCUUCUUGAAAAGAGUGGCAUUACUAGUCACAACUUUGAAAUCUAAAAAUCCAAAUCUUACAUAUGUUUGUGAUCCUGUUAUGGGUGACAAUGGCAAGAUGUAUGUCCCAGAAGCACUGAAAGAAAUUUACAAAGAGGAGAUAAUACCAUUAGCGGAUGUAGUAACUCCAAAUCAGUUCGAAUUAGAAUUACUUACAGAUGAAAAAAUCACUAAUAUGAGUGAAUUGCAGAAUGCUAUUAAAAAAUUACAUCUUAAUGGACCAAAAACUGUAGCUAUAUCGUCAACUGAUCUUAGUGAGAAACUGACGGCAGUAGUGAGCGCGGCGAAAGAUAAUACAUUAAUAAAGGUAGAUAUUCCUAAAAUACCAGCAACUUUCACGGGUUCAGGAGACCUUUUUGCCGCGUUAUUUCUUGCCCAUGUAUACUUACAAAAUGACAUGAAAGCCACCAUAGAAAAAACUAUUAAUUCUCUGUAUGACGUGCUGCUUAAUACGUAUGAAUAUUCUAAAGCGUAUAUAGAUACCGAAGCACAACCAGCCAGGAAAAUCGAAUUAAGACUUAUACAAAGUAAAAACAGUAUUGAAAAUCCAAAAAUUCGCCUACUUGCGGAA
This is a messenger RNA of Trachymyrmex cornetzi, 1149 nucleotides long. It is a transcript of the gene Pdxk, whose product is annotated as pyridoxal kinase. Gene Ontology annotation, biological process: pyridoxal 5'-phosphate salvage. The transcript has 7 exons. The record is from RefSeq and is a predicted model, not a curated record. Gene Ontology annotation, cellular component: cytosol. Gene Ontology annotation, molecular function: pyridoxal kinase activity. The annotation marks the transcript as partial. NCBI's taxonomy places the organism in Eukaryota, Metazoa, Arthropoda, Insecta, Hymenoptera, Formicidae.